CGCGCGAACCCCGGGUGCGGGAAAUGUAACCAGAGUGGAGCGGGGCAGAGGAUACAUUUUAUCCGGAGGGGAGCCGUGGUUCGGAGGAGGAGGAGGACGAGUAAAGGGCGCUGGGGAGAGUAAAGUAAAAACACCGAACAAACAUGCGGGGAAAUCAUUCUCUUCACCAGCAUCAGGAAGAGGAAGAGAAUUCCAUGCAAGACAGGCUGGGCAUUAGCGACACUUCGCUGGCCAGGUACCUGGACGGGCAGCACUGGCAGCUGAAGAACCAGCUCCGGCAGCAGACCGCGCAGAGCCCGUUGUUCCGGCAGCACAGGUAUGACCUCAAUCUAGAUGAGAUGCGCGACCUAUCUUCUGAACGAGUCAAGUAUGUUAUAAAGUUACCGACGGUCCAACAACAAUUGGAAGAACAGAUAGAAAAGAAAAAGCACUGCAUCAAUAAAAGUCUGGCUAUUGGAGAAGUACUUUCCACAGCUGAUCUUACAACUGGAGUAAAGAUGGGUGUGGUCUGCUGGUUGUUCGGUGGGGCAGUUAUCAACCUUGGCAGCCAGAUACACAUUGAAAAGUGGCUUCUGCCUCUAAAGGACUUAAAAUUUACCGGGAUGUUUGCGAUGACGGAACGUGGACAUGGCAGUAACGUGAGAGGCAUCCAGACUCGAGCAACAUACGAUCCAGCAUCCCAGGAAUUUAUUAUUCACACGCCGUGUGAAGAUGCGGCGAAGAUGUACAUUGGGAAUGCAAUGAAGGGAAACUACGCUGCUGUGUUUGCGCAACUGAUUGUCAAUGGAGCAUUGCUAGGUCCUCACUGUUUUAUUGUGCCUAUUCGAGAUCAUGCAGGCAAUGUGCAUCCAGGAGUCACUGUAAUUGAUAUGAUGCACAAGGAAGGUCUGAAUGGAGUCGAUAAUGGAAUUCUUGUGUUUAAUAAUGUUCGAAUUCCAAAAGAAAAUCUCCUGGACAGAUUUGGUUCAGUAUCACAGGAUGGUGUUUAUCAGUCACCCAUUAAAGAUAGAAGUGCUCGGUUUAAUGUGAUGUUAGCUGCCCUGACACCGACAAGGAUUGCCUUAAUAUUUCAGGCACUGGGAGCCAUGAAGCUUGGAUUGACAAUCGCCAUUCGUUACAGUCACAGCCGGCGGCAGUUUGGACCCAAGGACAAAGAAGAGGUGAAAAUCAUCGAGCACCAGACCCAGUACCUUCGCCUGAUGCCUCACCUUGCUGCCUCACUCGCUCUGACGUUUACAAGCAGGUACGCGGGAGAGAUACUGGAUGAAGAUAUGUACCAAGGCAGGAACCUGAUCAAUAAUCGCUCAUUGCAGGCGUUGGUGGCAGGCCUGAAAGCUUACAGCACCUGGGAAAAUCUAGCUUGUUUGCAGGAUUGUCGCGAGUGCACUGGUGGUAUGGGUUAUAUGAUGGAGAAUCGGAUUCCAGGCCUAAAAUGUGACUCAGAUGUAUUUGUAACCUUUGAGGGAGACAACGUUGUGAUGCUACAGGUGGUUGUCCGUGAACUUUUAGCUCAGUACGCAAGACAAUAUGAAGAAAGACCCGCUAUUGGAUUGCUGAGAAACUGGAUUGCAGCCACAACCGACAGCUUAAGGACCAGUGUCCUCGCGUUCAAUACAGACACAGUGGGCAGCCUGAGCUUCUUACUGAAAGCGCUGAAUUAUCGAGAGAGGGUGCUUCAACGCAGCUUGGCAGCUAGACUCCACAGCAAGGUAAUGAAAAAUAAAGAGGAACCCUUCAGUGCAUGGAACUCAUGCCUCCACCACGUUACUUGCCUUGCUUUGGCACACAUUCAUCGAGUGACCUUAGAGCAGUUCUGGAAAGCAGUGGAAGAAUGCCCAGUCCCUGAAGACCAGGCUUUACUGAAGAAGUUUUGCCUUUUACAUGGAACUAGCCUCCUUUACCAGGAACGAGCCUGGUAUCUGGAGCACAGAUACCUGACGCCAACAACAAGUGUGCAGAUAAGGAACCAGCUAACCGAGCUUUGCAGGUCGGCGAAGGAUGACGCCCUGACGGUGCUCUCGGCUUUCAACAUCCCCUCGGUGACAGUCCAUGCUCCGAUAGCCGGUAUAGCCAACCCCCGGGCAACCUGGGCUUUCUAUCCCAAACCUCACUUGGAUCAUCCCAGCCUCGCCAAAACCCGCGCCAAACUAUAAAUGCCGUCGGAGUUGCCAGACCGUGCUUUUAAUCUAGGCUACUUUCAACAUCAUGAAACUGUCAUAACUAUGAUCGGUUUGUUUUGAGCUAAGUAGCAUGAAGUAUAUUGAUUUCCACGGAAACGGACAUUAUCCCACUGAAGAUAUCUAGAUAUAUUGGGAAUGAAAAAAUAUAUAUACACAGAGAUUAAAAUAAACACAUUUUCAUUCCAGACGGGUCGGUUGUAUUCGUGUGCCCCAAUCUGUUAUCAUGCGGGUUUUUGACUUGGCUGGUUCGUGUGGGUGGACAGCGCUACUUUCUCAGUUGAUAACUAUCUCUUUCAGACCAAGCCUCCCUUGAAAAGACCAAAAACACCGCCUCUGCGCAAGAACCGAUGUACACAUAAACAUUCAGAAGGAAAGACUAUAGGAAUGAUCAGAGGGCUUCAAACAGGGUUUUUUUAAUUCUCUUUUUGAAAAUGAAACUUGCGGUUUUGUUAAAAUGUAUCGAUCUUUUUCUUCUUUCGGUGUAUGCAUAAUUUCAAGGCAUUUUAUAUAAUUGCUAUAGGCAUUGUACAGUGUUCAUUUAACGAUUUGUGGUAGUUGGUCCAACCCGCGCUGAAGAGCGACUCUCAAGUUGUUUUACAGUACCCACAUUUAACCAAUAUACUGGAAGUAAAACGGCGCUUAUACAUAAGUACUAACCGCAGCGCUGGAAUUACCGAUGUAAACCAGAGCAUAACGAAGCCUCGCGAUUAAGUUUAUGUAUACAAAUAUCUCCCUACAAUCAUUAACUUUAAGCGCAUUCAGUCAUUCCUACCGCGCUAUUUCUGAGCGGUACCCCUCGUAUGCAAGGAAAUAAAGCAUAAUUGCAAACCAUUGUACUCUGUAAAUAUAAUAAAUAGAAUCCUAUCCGCCAAGUGCACUAUACUUUCAAU
Pristis pectinata (smalltooth sawfish) is the source of this 3070-nucleotide messenger RNA. RefSeq names its product acyl-CoA oxidase-like (gene acoxl). Gene Ontology annotation, cellular component: peroxisome. Gene Ontology annotation, biological process: fatty acid beta-oxidation using acyl-CoA oxidase; lipid homeostasis. The record is from RefSeq and is a predicted model, not a curated record. Lineage: Eukaryota; Metazoa; Chordata; Chondrichthyes; Rhinopristiformes; Pristidae. Gene Ontology annotation, molecular function: acyl-CoA oxidase activity; fatty acid binding; FAD binding.